ACUCUCUCUUUACAAUAACCACAAACAACAAUACUUCUCUUGACGUAUAUCUCUUUCUCAUCAUCACCAUUAAUUACCUUCUUAACUCCUCUCUUCCAAGAAAUUUAAACCCUAAUCUUCAACCAAUCCAGAAAUGCAAAUGCUAAGAACCCUAAGCACGAGGACAAGGAGCCGUCGUAGCGGAUACGACCGUGUAAGCGAUAAUUCCACAUUUAGCUUAAUCGGAGCAAAGCUAAGGAGGUCAACUAGCGUUCCGUAUUAUGCUCCAUCGAUAAGGCUUGGUGGAGACUUUCCUGCGAUUUUGGAAAAGCUUCCACGCCAAAAACCAACUAAGACAGUGGUGACAAGCAAAUUGAGCCAUCCAAUCUUCAGUUUAUUUGAUGGUUAUCGCCGCCGUAGCAAGAAGAAAGCGACGGCUAAACCAGAGUUCUCUAGGUACCAUGAAUACCUUAAAGAAAGUGGAAUGUGGGAUUUGAGAUCUAAUAGUCCGGUCAUCUACUUUAAGUAGAUGUAUAUAUGUUAUGAUUUGUGUUCAUUUAUUAUAUUAUUUGUGACAAUCUUAGUGAUAUGAUUGAUCGAUCUAUAAGAGCUAUCUUCAGUUUUUAUUUUU
This is a messenger RNA of Arabidopsis lyrata subsp. lyrata, 610 nucleotides long. RefSeq lists its product as uncharacterized. The record is from RefSeq and is a predicted model, not a curated record. The transcript has a single exon. NCBI's taxonomy places the organism in Eukaryota, Viridiplantae, Streptophyta, Magnoliopsida, Brassicales, Brassicaceae. The coding region runs from base 134 to 508 and encodes 124 amino acids.